AUGGCGGAAAGACGCUUCUCUAGAUUGUCUACCAUUUUAGUCGUAUUUUUAUCUCUAUUUUUGCUCGUGGAGUCUUUUAAACCUUGUCGAAGGUUAGUUAAAGGUGCCUCCUGUCUAAUGUGUGCACUUAAACUGGAUAUCAAGCAGUUUCCAACAAGAAAUACGCCUGGUCUACCGAGACAUUCUCCUUCCACUACUAAAGCCAGCCUGCCACCAUCUUGUAAAUUGAAAGUUAGUCUACAUUUGCUGAAAUUAUCUAUGGUCGCUUCCUCGUUAGUUCUUUUAUCUGGCGAU
Messenger RNA from Paramuricea clavata, 294 nucleotides. The record is from the annotation of a GenBank genome assembly. Lineage: Eukaryota; Metazoa; Cnidaria; Anthozoa; Malacalcyonacea; Plexauridae.